Messenger RNA from Spodoptera litura, 5128 nucleotides. RefSeq lists its product as uncharacterized. The record is from RefSeq and is a predicted model, not a curated record. Lineage: Eukaryota; Metazoa; Arthropoda; Insecta; Lepidoptera; Noctuidae.
AUGGCGGAUUGAAACCCGAAAUUCGGAACGCUAUCGUUGCAUGAUACCGCAUUGCUGCGCUUCUUUGAUAAUUUUGUUGUGACUUUCGAUCUACAUUGUGUGUUUUGGCCGCCAAUGUCAAAUUGAGUCAAAAUAAUUUGUUUUGCGGUGUUUUACUGGUGGUGCGAGUUGCACUAAAAUGAAAUGGAUCCUAUAGUAGUGAAAACUGAGAUGCAGAGCAAUGGAGAGAUACUUCUAUUUUAUGUUGAUGAAAAUGGUGGUAAUGAAGAAGGAGUACUUACUACAGUAGAGAAUAUUGAAAAUCAAGCUAUACAGCUUCAACAAGAUAAUUCCUUUGUACUCCCUGAUAUGGUUGACAACUCCAAUGAGAAUGCUGACCAAUCAACAGCUGAUAACUGGACUGAUGAUGAAAUAAACAGACUCCUCGUCUUUUACAAUGAUAACAAACAAACUUUUAUCAAUGGCACAACUAAGAAACAACAUCUCUGGACCGUUGCCUGCAAAACAAUGCUUUUAGGAAAAAAUCCAAACUCAUGUGAGGCCAAACUGCAUAGCUUACAAACAAAGUACAAUGAAAUAUGUGAAAACAUACAAAAAGGACUGUACGAAGAGUGGCCGUACUUUCAACUAUGUCAUAAUAUAUUCCAAGAUGAAAGCCCUGUGAUUACCAUCGAAACGGUCAACUCAUCAGAACCACAAAUUAUUAAAGUUCCAGCUUUGAAACAGAACUUCGACAAUGUUAUGAUGGUUAAAAAGAUAAAUAAACCUGUGGUUGAUGAGAAAGUUCAUACAAUGCUUACUUUGUAUUUGAAAUACAAGAAAAACUUUCAAGAAGAGUACUGGAGACGUGGUUUGUGGGAGACCAUUGCGAUGGAGAUGGGAGAAGAUGAUGGGGAAUACUGGCAGAAGAGAUUCUUGAAUUAUAAACAGCAUUACUUGAGAUUGCUUGACAAGAGACGAGACAGUGGCAACGAAGGUAUUAACUGGCCGUACAUGGAGUUAUUUGAUAAAAUAUUUGAAGGGGACCAAGAAUUUAAUCGAAAAUACUUGAAUGAAGAAUACAGGUUAAUUGAAAACCAGGCUAUAGCUGAUUCUGAAGAGAUAUCACCACCUGAAGAUUGGUUAGUUUGUGAAAUGACUGUUUUAGCAAAAUAUUAUUUUGAUUGUUACGAUGAGUUUGAAGAUCAGACAAUACCUAAUGGUUUCCUAUGGAAUGAAAUAGGCCGGUUACUUGACAAACCAGCCGAUGAUUGCAAAGCGAAGUUUGAGGAGUUACGAGAGGCUCAUUUGCAGAAGUAUAUUGUUGGGGCUGUCGACGAUUUGCAUAGCAGAAAACCAGUUGAUAUAGUAUAUGACCAUAUCAUAUCAAAGGAUAUUCAGAAUGAAAUGGAACGGAAUAGACAGAUACCAGAAGAAUUAGAGAUAUGGAAGACAACGGAGUUGGAUGACUUGGUCCAGUUCUUCUAUGACAACAUACAGUUGUAUAAAGACAAAAUAUGUCAUUUUGUGUGCUGGGCAGCUGUAGCGAAGAAGUUGAAGAAGACAAUACAGAGUUGUAAAAGCCAAUGGGAUGACUUGGUGCAGUUGUAUCAGACUAUUCUAAAUGAUAAGAAGGAAUAUCCUGAUAUGCAGAUUGAUUGGCGAUAUAUUGAAGUUUUUGAUAGAAUAUUCGAUUAUGGUAUGGAUACUAACUUGUUAGUUGGGUAUGACAAACCUAAGGAUGCUGGCGGUCCGAAAGCAGUUCAGGAAUCAGAAUUGGGGAAGGUUGGAGUAAAAAAAGUGAAUAUUAAAGAGGAAGUAGGUAUGGAUGACUACAGUGAUGAUGACGAAUACUAUGAUGAGAAAGGAUUCACAAGGCGAACCAAAAGGCGUGCUGGAGAAUCCAAAGCAUUCAAAAUCCUCGAAUAUUACCAAAAGCACAAAGACAAAUUCUCCACAACUAAUAGAAAUAAACAUUCCUUAUGGGAAGUUCUGGCUAAGCAAAUAGGUAUUUCAGCUACCCAAUGCGCUCACAGAUUUAGGAACUUAAAACAGGUAUACACUGCUUACGUCCAAAGAGAAAUCAACAAACCAGAGAUGCCUAUAUUAUGGCCUUAUUAUGCUCUUUGUAAGAAAGUCUUUGGCUACCGAGCCAUCAAAUCAAAGCUCAAGAACGGCAGAAUGGAUUCCGAUGACAGCGAAGACUGGUCAGCGAAGGAAAUCAAACAAUUGAUAAAUUACUUUGCUAAAAACUUCGAGGAAAUUGAUAAUUUUGUCGAUGACACAAGUAAGUGGUCUGAUUUGGCAACAGAUAUUGGUAAGACGGAGAAUGCUUGCAAGGAGAAGUUUAUUGAAUUGAGGAAGUCUUAUAGGAAGUUGAAGACCAUGAGGAGUAGGAAUCCUGAUGUAAAGAUUUCUUGGAAGUAUUUCAAUAUGUUCGAAGAUAUCUAUAAUGCUAAGCAGAAUGGAAAUGAUGAGGCCAUGGAAGUUGAGGAGUUGGACUUGAAUAUGGUUUCUGAUGAGAAAGAAGAAGACGACUACCAGUGCAUCAUAGUGAUACCAGAAGGUCAAGAUAUAUCGCAGAUAGAAAACGCCCAAAUUAUAAUACAAGACCCAGCAACUUUAGAAACUGUCCCAGAAGAACCAGCACCAGCAAAGGAGGUCAAACCAUUCCCAAAAUGGACGAAACGGACCAAAAAACGGUUGAUUAUCUUCUACAUUAACUACAUAAGGGCACAUAAAGGGAAGGAGAUCAAAUCACAAGAGAUGUGGAAGGAGAUUGCGUCGAAAUUACCAAACAAAACUUUGCAGUCUUGCAGAAAAAUGUUUGCAAAACUAAAGGCCAAUCACAAACAAUUAGAUAAGUCGGAUCCCAAUGUGAAAAAUAACCCUUAUUUCACUUUAAUGGAAAAGGUAAUGCGUUUGAAACCGAAAUUUGAGAAAGGGGACCAAACUAAGAGCUUAAAAGAUGGGAAGGUCUAUAAGGAUGUCACUUUACCUGAUGAUAAAGUAGUACAAGUGUUACAGUACUAUUUGGAGAACAUAGAGGACUUUGUCAGCCCUAGAUACGAGAAGAAAUACCUAUGGACAGAACUAGCUAACUACGUAUGCGAACCUAUUACUAAAGUCUUUAACAAAUUAAACUAUUUGAAACAACAAUAUAAUAGUGACACCAAUGAAGUUGCCGGCCAAAAAACACCAUUUGGGGAGCUUCUAAAAGAAAUUCAAGCUAGAGAAAUUGCUGUGAAACUCGUGGUAGAAAAUAAUCCUAAACCGAUUAUCGAACUACCAGAUGAUGAGGAAACCUGGUCUGAUGAUGAGACGGAACAGCUUCUGGAAUGGUACUUAAGCAAUUUGGAGAAGUUUAAGAACCCUAAAUAUGUUAGGAGCUAUCUUUGGCUGGAAGUUUCCGAGUUGUUGAAGAAAAGUGCUAUAUCUUGUUCGAAGAAAAUGUCAGAUGUCCGCACUGAGUACAGAAAUAUGGUGAGAGAGAAACCUGAGGAGUUGAAUGGAUGGAGGUUCCUAGACCUUUGCCAGAAGAUCUAUGGCACGGGAAAGAAAGGAGCAACUAAUACUAGUAAUUAAAUCUGUAAUUGGUUAUCGCAAACGACUGAUAUAGCACCUAUUCCUUUCUUAAUCCAGGGUUAGUCUAAGUACCUAUCUAAUGUUGAAAUUCGUGUCUGGGUUGUUGUUAUUGGGCGUCUGGACCUGGCGAAUGCGUUUAAAUAUGAAAAAAUGCAAUAGGCAGCGUUUAAAUGUUAAAUGUACGCAUGCGUUUCGCGAUAUGUUUGCUAACGGCGUAUUCAACAAACCUAGAAACACUAUGACACUAAAAAUAUCUAUUUUACAUAGCGUCUUUAUAUAGUUUUAUACCUAUUUUCUCUUUCUUUUUUUACUUGCAACUGUUUCUUUAAACUAUAGGUAAAUGUUCUUUGGUUAUCCCGCCAAUUGUUAACUGAUUUACAAAAUUAUUUUCUGUAACAUGAAAAGUAUGGUGAGACCCCAACAACUGUUAUUGUUUAUGUAAUGUAUGCUUUGAUCUUAAAAUUUACUAGGUCACUACUUAAUUCUGUUUGUAAGUGUGAAUCCAAUUACCAUCAACAGUCCAUGGCAGUCAGUCAGUCAAUGCUGGACUAUAUGCCUUCUCUACAUAAGGUUUGCCAAAAUUUCCUCCCUUGGUAGGCGGGUUGCUAAAUACAGUUUCAAUUGUCGACCUCAAAAUUCUCAGUAACAAUGUGGAGUCACUCUUAGAACGAUUUUUACCACCUACGAACAGAAUUUGGACUCUCUGUGACUGUGGACUCGUAAGUGCUUUUUCAAGGCCCCGUUACCGAGCAAAUGUACUUUAAAACGUAGUGGUAUACUUGAAAGCUAACAUACAUACCUAUACAUUUUGCUGUGCUGCCGACUAGCUGGUAACUGGGACGUGUGUAGGGCCUUAAUCCUACAUAGAAUAUACGUGCUGUUGUUGGGUGAUUCCUCAAAAAAUUUAACAAGAAUAAACGUCAUUGACCUCAUAGUAAACAAUUCUGCAGAUUGAAAUUGAAAUUGUGAUUUUGAAAAAUGAAACUAUCCCCUUGCUCUCAAGCAAACUAAAAAUAUUGAUGAUAGUAAGUUAAUAAGUUACUUAACAAUGCGUGAGAUUUAUGAUAUGUUAAAUAAAUGUUACCUUUUUUUUCAAAAUUACCCAUUAGGUACACAUGCUAAAAGGCGUCCUAUCAAAAAUCGAACGCCUGUCGAUUUGAAGCAUGCUUGAAAUGCAUGCUAAUUUUGAGUAACAUUCCGAGACACAUGCUUCUAAGUGACAAGUGCUCAAUUGAAGCAUGAUUUUGUGCUUGAAAUUAGCAUGUGUAACAGUACCAUUCUCACUGGUUUUAAUCUAAAACCUCUGAAUCGAUCUCUAUUUUUGACAGCAACCCCAUAAUAAAUAUAGAUGAUGUCAAAAAUCGAUCUUUUAAAAGAUAGAGAUCAGUUCUUUCGGCCGUUGUAAGAGGGUUAGUUAUAUUUUUUCUCAUAAAAUCACUCUUUAACUUAAUGUAUUUUAUUGUUCAUUUAAAGUAGGUAGGGAAAAUAAUCGCACUGUAAAUACAAUGAAAUUAUGUGAGCUAUUUUUUAAAUGUUAUUUUAGUAUAAGAAUUAUAUUUUAGCU